AACCUAUCCAGGAGACAAACAAACAAAGAAACAAGAAAAGAACCAGCCACCCAGCCAACCAACAUGCCAGACCUCCACUCCCUCCCCGCUGGGACCCGGCCCACCAACGCAGUCCGCAACAACGGCCCGGACAAGCUCGUCCUCGAGCGCGCCAAGCUCCGCGAGUUGGCCGAGGGGUGGCCGUGCUACCGCGACGCCUGCGAAUGGGAAAACUUCACCUCGCUCUUCCACGACGACGCAGUCGUCUACACAACCUGGUCGGGCCGCGUGCACUACCGGGACUUUAUUGCAGCCUCACAGGCCGGCAUGGACGGGGGCGCGUUCAUCAUGCACCGAUGCCACGGGGUCACGACGGACAUUGCCGAGCCCAAAACAGAAAGGGGCGCGAUGCGCGCCGUGACGAAACUCAAAGCGACAAUCACACAGCGGUUCACGAUCGACGGGAUCGAAGUCGACGCCGAGGCGGACUGCCGAUUCUGUUUCUUUUUCGAAAAGGUGGAUGGGGUCUGGGGGGCACGGUUCGUGCGGCAUUGGUAUGAGAAGGAUAAGCUCAUCCCCGUUGUCCCGGGGCGGUUUCCCGAGAUCGAUGUGCAGAAGCUCGAGGAGUAUCCGGAGGGGUACAAGUGUCUUGCGUACUGUCAGGAGUUGACCAUGGGGGUUAAGGUGUUGAGGGAUAUGCCGGGACAUCGGAGGCAUGUAGGGACGGUGAAUGGGGAGAAGCAUGAUUUGUUGUAUCGGUUGGCCAAGGAGUGGUUGGAUGGGAAGGAUAUUGAUAUGUGA
Messenger RNA from Aspergillus calidoustus, 780 nucleotides. The record is from the annotation of a GenBank genome assembly. Lineage: Eukaryota; Fungi; Ascomycota; Eurotiomycetes; Eurotiales; Aspergillaceae.